AGGGCUGAAGCUUCUGCAGGCACCCAUGGCUUCCGUGAGCCUGUGGCUGGCAGCAGGGACUGUCACUGCACGUGACAGCUGGGGGACACCACCUCCGUGGGGAGGCCUCCCUGCCCCCAGGGCGAAGGCCCUUUCACAGUGGCGCUGUGCUACCCCGGGAGCCCCCGUGGAUGGGUGGCCAUAAUGGGACAGCCGGGUGGCCCCUGUGGGUGGGUGGGUGGUCGCGACAAGGGACAGCCGGGUGGCCCCUGUGGGUGGGUGGGUGGUCGCGACAAGGGACAGCCGGGUGGCCCCUGUGGGUGGGUGGGUGGUCGCGACAAGGGACAGCCGGGUGGCCCCUGUGGGUGGGUGGGUGGUCGCGACAAGGGACAGCCGGGUGGCCCCUGUGGGUGGGUGGUCACGACAAGGGACAGCCCGGGUGCCCGCUGACCGCAGGAGGCGAUUGCCAGUGAGCGGGGACCUGCCGGGCGACGCUGACCACUGGGGGGGACGGCCGCGCGGCCCCGCCCCUCCGCGCAUGCGCAGAUUCCGUCGGCCGGCACUCGGGGUGCGGGGCCCCCUCCGCCCCCGCCGGCGACAAAGGCCGAGCGCGAGGGGCGGCGGGACCUGGCUGAGCCGCCUUUGUGCGCGCCCCCGCGCCGCGCCGCCCCGCCCCGGGAACGCGCCCCAGGACCCGGCUCCCGGAGGGUCCCCGCGCCCCCAGACCCCCGCCGACCUCCGCUCCCAGCAACCUCUCCAGCGCCCCUCCCCGCACCGGCGCCCCCGCCCCUCCCGCGCCCCUCUGCAAGAUGGCCACCCCCGCAGCCGCCAACCCCCCGGAAAUGUCUGCAGACAUCUCUGGGGCCGUGGCCUUACCCGUGGCUCCCAUGGCCACCGGUGGGCAGGUGAGGAUGGCGGGGGCCGUGCCUGCACGUGGUGGAAAAAGGCGCUCUGGCAUGGACUUCGACGAGGAGGACGGCGAGGGCCCCAGCAAGUUCUCCAGAGAGAACCACAGUGAGAUUGAGCGGCGGCGCCGGAACAAGAUGACGCAGUACAUCACCGAGCUGUCGGACAUGGUGCCCACUUGUAGUGCGCUGGCCCGCAAGCCUGACAAGCUGACCAUCCUGCGCAUGGCCGUGUCCCACAUGAAGUCCAUGCGCGGCACCGGCAACAAGUCCACUGAUGGCGCCUACAAACCCUCCUUCCUAACCGAGCAGGAGCUGAAGCACCUCAUCUUGGAGGCGGCCGACGGCUUCCUGUUUGUGGUGGCGGCUGAGACGGGCCGUGUCAUCUACGUGUCGGACUCUGUGACACCCGUGCUCAACCAGCCGCAGUCAGAGUGGUUUGGGAGCACAUUGUACGAGCAGGUGCACCCGGACGACGUGGAGAAGCUGCGGGAGCAGCUCUGCACCUCUGAGAACUCCAUGACGGGCCGCAUCCUGGACCUGAAGACGGGGACCGUGAAGAAGGAGGGCCAGCAGUCCUCCAUGCGCAUGUGCAUGGGGUCCCGGAGAUCUUUCAUCUGCAGAAUGAGGUGUGGCAAUGCCCCCUUGGAGCACCUACCCCUGAACAGGAUCACCACCAUGAGGAAGCGGUUCCGGAAUGGCCUGGGGCCGGUGAAGGAGGGGGAGGCGCAGUACGCGGUGGUGCACUGCACAGGCUACAUCAAGGCCUGGCCACCCGCAGGAAUGACCAUCCCGGAGGAGGAUGCCGACGUGGGCCAGGGUAGCAAGUACUGCCUGGUAGCCAUCGGACGGCUGCAGGUGACCAGCUCCCCCGUCUGCAUGGACAUGAGCACCAUGGCUGUCCCCACCGAGUUUCUGUCGCGUCACAACUCUGAUGGUGUCAUCACCUUCGUGGACCCUCGCUGCAUCAGUGUCAUAGGCUACCAGCCCCAGGACCUGCUGGGGAAGGACGUCCUGGAGUUCUGCCACUCUGAGGAUCAGAGCCACCUGCGGGAGAGCUUUCAGCAGGUGGUGAAGCUCAAGGGCCAGGUGCUCUCCGUCAUGUACCGCUUCCGCACCAAGAGCCGCGAGUGGCUGCUGCUACGUUCCAGCAGCUUCACUUUCCAGAACCCAUACUCGGACGAGAUCGAGUACGUCAUCUGCACCAACACCAACAUCAAGCAACUGCAGCAGCAGCAGGCAGAGCUGGAGGUGCACCAGCGGGAUGGGCUGUCCUACGACCUCUCUCAGGUGCCCGUGCCCACGCUGGCGGCCGUGCAUGAGGCUGGGAAGGCGGUGGACAAGGCCGAUGGCCUCUUCUCCCAGGAGCGGGACCCACGCUUCACAGAGAUGUUUGCGGGCAUCAGUGCCUCUGAGAAGAAGAUGCUGAGCUCAGCGCCGGGCGCCCAGCCCAUCUAUCCACAGGGCAGCCCCUUCCCGGCUGGCCACUCGGGGAAGGCCUUCAGCUCCUCCGUGGUGCACGUGUCCAGUGUGAGUGACCUCCCGGCCUCGUCCUCCAGCAGCCAGACCAUGCCCCAGAUCUCACGGCAGCUGAGCCAGGGCCAGGUGGCCUGGACGGGCAGCAGGCCGCCCUUCCCGGGGCAGCAGCUGCCCUCUCAGACCAGCAAGACACAGGCAGCUGCCUUCGGUCUGGGGACGAGCCACAGCUACCCUGCGGACCCUGCCUACAGCCCCCUGUCCAGCCCAGCCACCUCCUCGCCUAGCGGCAGCGCCUACUCCAGCCUGGCCAGCAGGACCCCUGGCUUCCCUGAGGGCGGCCAGAGCAGCGGGCAGUUCUCAGGACGGCCGUCGGAGGUGUGGUCCCAGUGGCAGAGCCAGCACCACGGGCAGCAGAGUGGGGAGCAGCACACACACACUCAGCCUGGCCAGACCGAGGUGUUCCAGGACAUGCUGCCUAUGGCUGGGGACCCCACACAGGGCACCGGCAACUACAACAUCGAGGACUUUGCUGACCUGGGCAUGUUCCCACCCUUCUCGGAGUAGCUGCCAGCCAGCCUAGGCUGCUCUGUGUCUGUCUGUUCCCUGAGCCGUGAAUGGAGCCACCAGGCUCCUCAUCUCUGUCCUCUGAGCUGUGACCUAAGCCACUAGGCUCCCCUGUGUCUGUUCCCUGAGCUGUGACUUGGGCCA
Messenger RNA from Erinaceus europaeus (western European hedgehog), 3071 nucleotides. It is a transcript of the gene ARNT2, whose product is annotated as aryl hydrocarbon receptor nuclear translocator 2. NCBI's taxonomy places the organism in Eukaryota, Metazoa, Chordata, Mammalia, Eulipotyphla, Erinaceidae. Gene Ontology annotation, molecular function: DNA-binding transcription factor activity, RNA polymerase II-specific; RNA polymerase II cis-regulatory region sequence-specific DNA binding; protein dimerization activity. The record is from RefSeq and is a predicted model, not a curated record. Bases 789 to 2927 code for a protein of 712 amino acids. Gene Ontology annotation, biological process: regulation of transcription by RNA polymerase II. Gene Ontology annotation, cellular component: nucleus; cytoplasm; aryl hydrocarbon receptor complex. The transcript is spliced from 19 exons.